UCCCCUUCCUGAGACUCCUCACGGAUUGGUCAGGUGUCCUGUAUUCACUUUGACGACUCACGCGCAACGAUUAAUUCCUUCACGACUUCGCUUAGAGGACAAUAGGUGAAGGCCCAUUGUCCUAGAACAAUCCCACAAUAACGACAAUAACGGCGGUAACGACAAUAGUAACGAUUCCUUAACGAUCCAUUGCUUGUUCUUAUACUUUAACCUCUACUCUUGCUCGUCUUCUCUUCCACCUCCAUCCUCAAUCUUCAUCAAACAUCCAGACAACCAACAUUCGUUGAGGUACAUACGACUUACAUACACCAUCACCAUGUCGUCCUCUGCGAGCAGAACCUUGAACGAGGUCGCCCUCGAGCGCUUCGUCUACAUGCCCGUCAACUCUCAGAUGAUCUCCUACCUCGCCGUCAAGGCCCAGGAAGUCAUCCAGUGCGAGCCCACGGCUGCUCACUCUAAUCUCCCCUCUCCACCACGCUCCCCUUCACAUGAUCCGAGUCAAUCACAAUCUGACUUGCCCUCUUUGGAACGCUUCAUCGUGUCCUUGGUCCGAAAGUCCAAUGUCCAAGUCCCGACCCUAAUGACAACCCUGGUCUACCUCGAGCGACUCAAGCAGCGCCUCCCGCCCGUGGCCAAGGGUUUGAGAUGCACCGUCCACCGCAUCUUCCUCGCCGCUCUCAUCCUCUCCGCCAAGUACCUCAACGACUCCUCUCCCAAGAACAAGCACUGGGCUGAGUACUCCAACGUCCGCGGCUUUGAACCUUUUGGAUUCUCCCGCACCGAAGUGAAUCUCAUGGAGAAGCAGCUGCUCUACCUCCUUGACUGGGACCUGGGCAUCAGCGAAGAUGAUCUCUACCACCACCUUGACCCCUUCCUUGCCCCCAUCCGCUCCGAGAUCCUCCGCCAUGAAGAGCACGCCCGCAUGCGCGAGAGCCGCAAGCAAGCCCUCAGAGAGCAGCAAUGGAGAGAGCAAGAGGCCACCCGCCGCCACCUGGAGCAAGCCAGCCAAUACUACGGCUACCCAGUCAAGCACGAAGAAGUCUACGACGGCCACAUUGUCGACCCCACCGGCGCCAUUCUCCGCUCCGUCAACCGCCCCAUGGUCAACCGUCCCAACUACGACUCACCCCCCUCCACCGCCGACGUGCCCGAGCUCACCAUGUCCCGCAGCGCUACCACCGACUCCAUCUCCGUCUCCUCCUCGGCCUCCUCCUACAUGUCUCAACGCUCUCUCAGCGGCACCCCGGUCUCCUCCAUCGGCAGCUACUCGGGCGAGCUCGAGCACGGCUUCCCCCGCAGCUACAGCAGCGCGAGCCCUACGCACAUCGUGCGCGACAUCGUGCAUGUUGCUCAUCCCAGCAGCGGCAAGCUAGAGAUGCUCCCCUACGAGCCUGAGCGUGAAGACGACAAGCCUGCCAAGAAGCCCAAGCUCAUGAGCGGCAACAUCUUCUCUCGAUUCCUUAAUAGCGCAUCUCAGGCCAAGCCUUACGCGCACUGAGCUGCACUCUCUCUGCCCCAAUCACACAAACUCUCGUUUUUAUUUUCCCUUGUUUCUUGGCAUUAUCCAAUGGCGGAAUAUCGGAAUGAAUAGUUCAUGGUCUCACGAACCUCUCAAUCUGGCGUGUUGUUUCCAUAGAUAGGCUUUCCUUUGAGGGACGGGAAAUGGAUUCAUGGAUCAUCAUCGAGAACGAGACAUAUAC
Molecule: messenger RNA, 1700 nt
Organism: Amorphotheca resinae ATCC 22711
Lineage: Eukaryota; Fungi; Ascomycota; Leotiomycetes; Helotiales; Amorphothecaceae
Exons: 1
Coding region: 317-1498 (393 amino acids)
Biological process (GO): regulation of cyclin-dependent protein serine/threonine kinase activity
Cellular component (GO): cyclin-dependent protein kinase holoenzyme complex; nucleus
Molecular function (GO): cyclin-dependent protein serine/threonine kinase regulator activity; protein kinase binding
Source: RefSeq, a predicted model, not a curated record